Clupea harengus (Atlantic herring) is the source of this 1513-nucleotide messenger RNA. RefSeq names its product GTPase IMAP family member 7-like. Gene Ontology annotation, molecular function: GTP binding. The record is from RefSeq and is a predicted model, not a curated record. The transcript has 3 exons. The coding region runs from base 45 to 1325 and encodes 426 amino acids. Lineage: Eukaryota; Metazoa; Chordata; Actinopteri; Clupeiformes; Clupeidae.
AUCUGACUGAUCCAGAUCCUCCUCCCAUCAGGAGAAGAGCCAGUAUGGAUUUAGCGGCUCCAAACAUGGGAGGAGAGAGUCCUGGUCCAGCACCCGCAGUGUCUCCUGCUGUGUCUGAGCUGAGGCUGGUGCUGCUGGGGGGGAGCACAGCUGGGAAGAGGGCAGCAGGAAACACCAUCCUGGGCACAGAGGAGUUUGGGAGGCAGGCCAGCACACACACACUCACACACACAUCCACAGAGACCCAGCACAGUGAGAGCAGACAGGGGGAGGUGGCUGGGAGACGGGUGACCGUGGUGGAAACUCCAGACUGGUUCUGCAGUGGACUCUCUGAGAAGGACCUGAGACAGGACGUGGGGCUUUGUGUCCGUCUGUCUGCCCCAGGACCUCACGCCUUCCUCCUGGUGAUUCCAGUGGAGCCGUCUGAAGGAGAGGAGAGGAUGAUGCUGGAGAAAAUGGAGGAUAUGUUUGGGGAGGGCUGUUGGGGACACACACUGAUCCUCUUCACCCAUGCUGAGGGGCUGAGAGAGAGGAGUGUGGAGGAGUUGCUCCAGACAGGGAGCCAGGAGCUCCAGCAGCUGGUAGAGAAAUGUGGGAACAGGUGUCAUCUUCUCCGCGUUAAGGACAGGCCUAGUGACACUAAGAUCACACAGCUGCUAGAGAAGAUAGAAGAGAUGGUGUCAGGAAACAGAGAGAGCUUCUACAGCAGUGAGACCUACCAGGAGGCAGAGAAACAGCUCAGAGAGAUAGAGAGAAGAAUACAGAAAGAACGAGAGGUGGAGGACAGGAAACUGAUGGAGGAGAGAGAGAGAAGAGAGGAACUUGAUAAACAUGUGCAGGAGUCUCUGAAGAAGAUGGAGGGAGAGAUUCAGCAGCAUGAAGGAGAAAUUAGAACAUUAAAUGAUAAAACAACAGAACUGGAGAGAAAGAUGGAAGAAGAGAGGGAUGAAGAGAAGAAGAGGGAGAUGGAGAGACAGUUGAAGAAAGAGAUUACACAGAAAGAGGAGAUGGAGAGAAAGCUGAUCAGAGUGAGAGAAAAGAGAGAAAGGGAGAGGAGAGAGAUGGAGGAGAGACACAGUGAGGAGAUGGAGGAGUUGAGAGAGAGCUAUGAGAGAGAGACCAGGGCUGAAGCAGAGAGAAACCUCAUGAAGAUCAUCCUGCCUGAACUACAGAAAAACAUCAGCAUCACCAAGGAGAAGAUGGAGGGAGAGUUCAACAGACAGAUGGAGGAGAAGAACAGAGAGAUGGAGGGACUGUUGGAGACUGUACAUAAACUCAGCCGUUUGGUGGAGGAGGCUGACCAUCAAAGAUCACUUCAGAGUUGAGAGAUGGAGGAGGGGGAGAAAUAAAACAGAGAUGUUUGCUGAUACAGUAAUAGAUCAACAGAAGGAUGGAGAAGAACUGAGAUAUUGAAAGAAUGAAGUUGGAUGUUUUACAGCUGCAGGAGAGACUGAGCGCAGAAGGGGAGGGUAGGGGUCAGAGUUUGAAGGGCAAUAGUAGGAGUUCCUGCUUU